Messenger RNA from Monopterus albus (swamp eel), 4192 nucleotides. RefSeq names its product transient receptor potential cation channel, subfamily V, member 4 (gene trpv4). Gene Ontology annotation, molecular function: calcium channel activity; protein binding. The transcript has 17 exons. Gene Ontology annotation, cellular component: plasma membrane; cilium. The record is from RefSeq and is a predicted model, not a curated record. Lineage: Eukaryota; Metazoa; Chordata; Actinopteri; Synbranchiformes; Synbranchidae. Bases 267 to 2849 code for a protein of 860 amino acids. Gene Ontology annotation, biological process: actin filament organization; osmosensory signaling pathway; calcium ion import across plasma membrane.
GCUUUCAGACUCACGAAACAGAGAAGUAGGACUGCAGUUUAGAUAUAACACCGUGUCAUGGAGUCACAUUAAACCUGCAGAGGAGCGCUCACCAGGCGAAGGGAAGUUGGAGAGAUUUUUUAAGUAUAAUAAUAAAAAAAAGCAGUGGAAUACACACUUCCUGAAGAAAACAAGAUCGACUAAGUUAGAACACAACACCUACAUGCUUCAGCAUCAUUUCCAGUUUCACCUGAAGAGGAAUUUGGCACAUCUUUGCGAUAAAAGUGAUGAAUGAGCGCCGUUCUGGACUCUUCAAAUGGGCCUUUUCCAAGGCUGACACCACUCCGUCUACUCCAUCUGGAGCUGCCCAAUCUGUGGACUCAGGUGAUGGCGCAGCCGCUCAGCCUGAAAGCAACGCAGCAUUCCCCCUGUCUGAGUUCUCACACUUGGUUGACAGCAUUGAUGGCUCACCGUCAACUCAGGACACCAGUCAGGAUUCAGCCCCAGAGCAGGUUCAGCCUGGGCAGCCUGCAGACGGCAGACAGAACCUACGCAUGAAGUUCCAGGGUGCUUUCAAGAAGGGCAUUUCCACCCCUACGGACCUACUGGAAUCUACCAGAUAUGAGUCAAAUGUGGUUCCCUGUCCAAAGAAAGCACCCAUGGACUCGCUUUUUGACUAUGGUACGAUCAGCAACCCGGCCAACCAGAAGCAGAAACACAGAAAGAAGCUUCCACGAGGAACUCCAAUAUCCAGUGAUGAUGGUAAAAGUGCAGACACACCAAAGGUAAUAAAAACAUUCAACCGCUAUCUCCUCUUUGAGUGUGUGUCACGUGGAGACCCCGGGGCCCUCGAGGGCCUGUUGGAGUACCUGAAAAGUCGUGGAAAGAGGUUAACUGAUGAGGAGUUCAGAGAGCCAUCUACGGGUAAGACCUGUCUGCCUAAAGCCCUGAUGAACCUUUACAAUGGUCAGAAUGACACCAUCCCAGUGUUGGUGGACAUCGCGGAGAAGACAGGAAGCCUCAGAGAGUUCAUAAAUACACCCUUCAGGGAUGUCUACUACAGAGGCCAGACGGCGCUCCACAUUGCUAUCGAGCGCCGCUGUAAGCAGUACGUGGAGCUGCUGGUGGAGAAGGGAGCUGAUGUUCAUGCACAGGCAAGGGGACGCUUCUUCCAUCCCAAAGAUGAGGGCGGUAACUUCUACUUUGGUGAGUUUCCUCUCUCGCUGGCUGCAUGCACUAACCAGCCCAACAUAGUGCACUACCUGACUGAGAAUCCAGACAAGAAAGCCGACCUGCGGCGCCAGGAUUCACGUGGAAACACAGUGCUGCACGCCCUAGUGCACAUAGCGGACAACACCAAGGAUAACACACGUUUCCUCACAAAGAUGUAUGACCUGCUGCUAAUCAAAAGUGCCAAGCUCUACCCAGAAUGCAACCUGGAGUCAGUGCUCAACAAUGAUGGCAUGUCACCUCUCAUGAUGUCCGCCAAGCUGGGCAAGACAGGGAUUUUUCAGCACAUUAUCCGACGUGAGAUUAAAGAUGAGGAAGCUCGUCAUCUGUCACGCAAGUUUAAGGACUGGGUUUACGGUCCAGUGUACUCCUGCCUCUAUGAUCUGUCGUCACUGGAAACAGGUGGAGAGGAACAGUCUGUGCUGGAAAUCCUUGUAUACAACAGUCGCAGCGAGAACCGCCAUGAAAUGCUGGCAGUGGAGCCCAUCAAUGAGCUGCUGAGGGCCAAAUGGCAGAAGUUUGCUGCAGUAACCUUUUACAUCAGUGUGAUUUCCUACCUCAUCACCAUGAUCAUCUUCACCCUAGUGGCUUAUUACCAACCAUCACAAGGAACGCCACCAUACCCCUAUGUAACAUCCACUGACUACGUUCGAAUGGCAGGAGAAAUCAUCACCGUCGCAUCAGGAAUAUUCUUCUUCGUCACCACUAUUAAGGAACUCUUGAGGAAGAAGUGGGCUGGGGUUAAGUCUUUAUUUACUGAGGGAUCCUUUCAACUGCUGUAUUUCAUCUAUUCUGUACUAGUUAUAGUCACAGCUGCUCUCUACCUGUCUGGUGUUAAAGCCUAUGUGUCUGUGAUGGUGUUUGCACUUGUCCUGGGCUGGAUAAACACACUUUACUUCACCAGAGGCGUGAAGCUCACUGGCGUCUACAGCAUCAUGAUACAGAAGAUUCUUUUCAAAGACAUCUUCACAUUUCUGCUGGUGUACUUGCUCUUCAUGAUCGGAUAUGCAUCAGCCCUGGUGUCCCUGUUGGUGAUGUGUCCUACCGAGUGUGCAAACGGCUGCCCCACCUACCCAAAUUGCAGGGACAAAGGCACCUUCAGUGUUUUCUUACUGGACCUUUUCAAGCUGACCAUUGGGAUAGGCGAUAUGGGCAUGAUCCAAAACGCACAGUAUCCAGAAAUCUCUCUUGUCCUGUUGGUUUCUUAUAUCAUCCUCACUUAUGUGCUGCUGCUCAACAUGUUGAUUGCUUUAAUGGGGGAGACGGUGGGGCACGUGUCAAAGGAGAGCAAGAAGAUCUGGAAGCUUCAGUGGGCAACGACCAUCUUGGACAUCGAGCGCUCAUUCCCAGCCUGCCUCCGCAGGUUUUUUCGAGUUGGGGAGAUGGUGACUGUGGGGAAGAAAGCUGAUGGCUCAUCCGAUCGACGCUGCUGCUUCAGGGUGGAUGAGGUUAACUGGUCUCACUGGAAUCAGAAUCUGGCGAUAAUUAAUGAGGAUCCAGGCACUGGCUUGCAGCAGAGCAUCAAAGUCUUGAAGAGAGACCGCUGGACCACAGUAGUUCCACGAGUGAUGGAGUUAAAUAAGGCUGUGCGGAGUCGUGAGGCACUGAUAGAGAUGGACCCCUUAACGCCUGGACAGUGACGCCUGCAAAAGACUAGUCCUGUCUUUGUAAAGAGACAGCAGAGAGCCAUCAGCAUCCGUGGGAUCACUCUGCAGGGAACAAUUUGGCCAAUAAGUGCACUAUUUUUGCACAGAUCUCGUGCUUUUUUGUCCAGAGAAAGUGUAGUAAACAUUACAGUUAGAAAAUCAGUGUAAUAGGACAGAGGAUUGAACACACAAACAGACACUGGCUGUACAACGGCUUAAAAAAAUCACUCAGUCCAUCAACUGGAAAACACUAAAUAGAAUUACAAACACUAACCCUAUAUUGCUGAAAUUUAAAAAUAAGAGAAAAAAAGUAGCACUGAAGAUAAAGUGAGCUGCAAUGUUUGUUUGUUACUAAGAUUAGGGAAGCUGAUAUGAAAAUGUACUGUAUUUCUACAUUUCAGACAUCAGAAGCUGAUCACUCAGGUUUCUAAGAGUCACAAUAUCUCUGCAUUUCCACACUCAUUAUAGUGUUACAGAAAACAGAACCAUGGCUUCUCGAAUAGUUAGAAGGAAUAUAAUUACUGUAUCAGUGUAUUAGCAGUGUGUUUUGAUAAAUACACAUUUACAUAUAUAAUUACAAUCUGAGGUAUUUUUUCAAGAAUACAUUUAAACAAACAUUAUAGAAAAGGAUUUCUGUUCUUUAAGGUUUUAGUUUCUAUGUCCUUAUAUGUGUUCAUGAAGAUUAUAUUGUAUAAGCUGAUUUGAAUGUUUCUUGUUCUGACUGUAAAGAAACAGGAUAAACCUGUUUCACGGUGUAUUUUCUAGCCAUUUCCUAUCGUAUAUUGUUUUAAUCAAAUAGUUUCAAAACUUAGGGAAGUCUCAGGCUUGCACUGCCAGCUCAGACAGCACAGUUUUUAUUUGAACUGAAACAAUACACUGUGCCAAUUUGUGAUGUGUGUAUUAUUAUAUGAAUACAAAGACAUGUCCUUAACAAGAUGGGCACGAUGAGCAGGUUAUAGCUGUCAAGCAAAUAUGCAAAUACAAGACAGCAGUCUUCCGUGUUAUGGUUUGUCUUUAUAUUUCCAGAGUUAUUGUUCCUUUGCAGCUGGGGUAUUUGCAUAAUCAACUCUCAGACCUUGCCAUUAUGUUCUUCCUCCUAUUUUCUGCAGUGUUUUUAUUGCUGUUGGCUCCUUGCCCUGUUCAGCAUCUUGUUUAUGUGCAUCUACUAUAUUGUAUGUAUACGUGCAUUUGUGUUACUGUACUGCAUGACAGGGUUCGAUUAGGAGCAGAUAAACCAUACAAGUUAUUUUCACUAAUUUAAUACUGGUGAAGGUCACGUGUCAUCUUUCACUGUGUUUACAUUGCUUUUAUAAAGGGACAUGUCGUGCAUUUUUAUA